AUGGAGAACGUAGGCAGCGCGGGGUGCUCGUUUCAACUAAGUUUCGGCCCGUUCGAGGCUGCAAUCGCGCACGCGUCCCCCUACCAGAAAGGCGGCGCCUUCGGCCAAGCCUCCGUCAGCGUCUUGAACGGGCGACCCGUCGUCAUCAGACGCCUGGACGAUCACCCCAGCACCGCGCGGCCCACUCUAGCCGCUCGGCGCGAGGCAGUGUGGGAAACACUUCACUCAUCUCGGUGCAUCAGCGUCCCUUCCACACAGGCUCCGGACACUGUCCCUCGUCUCGCACCCGGCGUUGUGUCCGAUCCUCUUCUACCAUAUCGACGAUGCCGGGCCUAUAUGCUUCGCGUCCCCGUUUCCGGCCGUGCGGCACUACGGCGAAACUUUUCACGACGGCGAGUUCGUGGGCACGCUCGAGAAUGCGCUGCUCAUGCACCCGGAAAUGUCGCCAAGCCAACGGUUAAAAUUCGCUGCCGACGUGGCGGCUGGCUUGGAUCAUCUGCGCGCGUGCGACAUCGUCCAUGGCGCCGUGUGCCCCGCCGCCAUCUCGGUGCGCUGCGUCCCGGGCCGUAUUCAAGAUCUCACGACUAUAUUAUCCUCGGGGCCUGGUUUCCUCGCGGUCCUUCAUCUCGACGAUCUUACUGGUUGCGUCUUCGCUCCGGAAGCCGCGACGGGCACGAAGGGCGAGGACACUGACGCCUGGAUCGCCGUGGUCGCGAACUUAUUGACGGGCGAGCACGCAAGGUUGGAUCCAACGAACCUCGUCGAGCGGUUCGGCACUGAGAUUGGCACUAACCCGCUGGCAGUUGCUUGUGAGGCGUUCCGCCACACCGACUGCGAGGCGGCCAACUUUGUACAUGAUGAAGUAGCAAAGCUUUUUGGAACCUUCAUUAGCAUGAUCGGGCCCGACGGCCCCACCAACCGCGGGGCUGACGGCCAUUUUAUUACCCCGCUGAUUAGAUGUUUUACCCCGAUAAUUGCGCUACAGGACACCACAGAGCCUGCUCCAAUCGACAACGCGCCGUCGACCCCAACCCGCGCGACGACUCUCGUCCGGGCCCUCCAGUCGCCGGCCGCCGCCGUGAACUUGUGCACUAUUUGCAUGGAUUGUGCUCCGAACGCGCGGCUCCACCCUUGCAACCACACGUCAAUCUGCGUCGAUUGCGCUAUCCGCCUGACCGAACGAGCGCAAUCGGGGCCGGCUCUUUGUCCGAUCUGUUCGCAUCGGUGUCGGGUCCAACGCGGUCGACGCCACCAGCUCACCGCCCUUCGCGCAGGUCGCCAGCCCUUCAGGGUUUUCGAGAAGAUUUCCGGAAAGGACGCGAUUUACGAAGCUCCGGAGGCCAUAUCGAUCGGAGGGAACAACAUGGGUGCGGUGCGUUCGCCGGCGUUGAUCUCGACCAUGUGCAGUUUGGCUGUAUCCGCUCCGUAGGUCUACAGCAUCAUUGUCCCGCCCGAAGGCUGCAUUGGCGAUAUCAUCACGUCGCAUGAGGGCAUUACUAAGAGAUGGGACAUCGAUCGUCGCGAAUGCCUGAAGACUUCGACGGGUCAUGUACAGUCAGACGUCGGUUCUGCGGCGUCUCGUGGCGAUCUGGCCCGCGGCCUUUAGAAUUUUUGCACACAGGUUCUUGGCACCUAUGUACCGAGGGGCAUCGUUACGAUAGAACGUGACAGCGGGGACAUGCACGUUCUGCAAGCGAGGGGUCAUCGAGAGUACCACGUCGAUUCCGCGGCGUCUCUCGCGAGCGACCUGCCCCGCGGCACAACGUUCCCCUCGCAGGAAGUCUGGAACUGUCAUGAGUUGAACGGCUUAAUUGCUGACGGCAACGGGCCCAUUCCUGAGUGGAACUCAAAUUUCGGGCGCCCACGCUAUCGACGCGACGUGCUUCCGUAGCUGCGUCUGCGCGAUGGCGUGGCGAUUCCACGCCAUCGACGCGGCGUUGUCCCCGUGGCCGCGUCGGCUCGUAACCUAAAUCGCUGGUUGAUUUCCGCACAGGUCCCCUUAUGUGAAUUAUUGGGGCUACAAGCACGGCGAACUCGUAUUCGUGGGGCGGCCGUUUACGUGGACCCAGAACUGCGUGCGGCGCGGAGCCUCUUUUGAAAUUGCUAUCUCACCGUACGUACGCCAACUUGAUAGGUCACGUGCGUGGGGGCCAAGGCCGACGGCACGCUCGUCACAGGACAUUCGAGUGGUGAGAUCCAAUAUUGGGGUCCACACGCGUCUGAGUCGUCUCUCAAUCCUCACUCGCGCUAUUACAAGUGCAUAGAGGCGCACGAGGAGAAGGUUACGUGCAUCGCCUUUACUCGCGAGUCUGAGCUGAUCAUCUCUGGCGGCGGGGACCGCUUGGUUAAAGUGUGGAACAGUACCGCCACGGAAGUCAUUUCUGAGUUUGAGCACCAGAGCUCGAUCACGCACGCGCUAAGUCUAACUGGAAAACGCAUCGCCUCGACGUGCAUGGCCAACUACAAAAUCAUUGUGUCGAAGGAUGAUUCCGGGGACCGCAUUCAUACGCUGGAAGGACACUCUGGCUGGAUCACGUGCUUGUCGGACUUGCCGCACGAGAAGCUGACCCUGCUCGCUUCCGGCUCGAAAGACCGGUCGAUUAGAGUGUGGGACGUCACGGCGGGUAGUACUGUGAUGGUGUUGGACGAACACAAGUAUCCCAUCAAUUGCAUGGCUGUUUUGUCAGACGGCCGCCUCAUCUCGGGCAGCGGGCAUUGGUUGAGCCCGGGCGAAAUUAAAGUCUGGCAGAAGCCCGCCUUGAUUUCCGACUCCACGACGGCGGAGCCCGCCGUCAACGGCGACGCCCAAGACGCGGCCUGA
Pelagomonas calceolata is the source of this 2821-nucleotide messenger RNA. The record is from the annotation of a GenBank genome assembly. NCBI's taxonomy places the organism in Eukaryota, Pelagophyceae, Pelagomonadales, Pelagomonadaceae.